Molecule: messenger RNA, 1524 nt
Organism: Syngnathus typhle (broad-nosed pipefish)
Lineage: Eukaryota; Metazoa; Chordata; Actinopteri; Syngnathiformes; Syngnathidae
Gene: uts2r4
Product: urotensin-2 receptor 4
Exons: 2
Coding region: 208-1236 (342 amino acids)
Biological process (GO): regulation of blood pressure; blood vessel diameter maintenance; neuropeptide signaling pathway
Cellular component (GO): membrane
Molecular function (GO): urotensin II receptor activity
Source: RefSeq, a predicted model, not a curated record
GGAGACGCAGUCCAGGAGGUGACGGACGGGACCACAAGAUUGCACGGACGGGACCACAAGAUUGCACGGACGGAGCCACAAAUCGGACAUGAUCGGGACUCGUCGCGCUUGCCGCCGCCGCCACGCAACAUCCUACCAAGGAUUUAGUGUGCAGGUUUCCUCGGAAGAAUUUUCAUCCCAGAUGACGUCAUCCGCUUCGAAACGCCAAUGAACUCCAACGGCAGCAAUGCGUCGUCGGGAGGUCCCUCGGAGGGCAGCGGCGCGGCGGGCGGCGGCCUGUGGGUGACGUCCCUGCUGGGCGCCACCCUGACGCUCAUGUGGCUCCUGGGCACGGCGGGCAACGCGUACACGCUGGCCAUCACGCGCUCGGCGGCGCUGCGCCGCACGGGCUCCGUCUACAUCUACGUGGCCAACCUGGCGCUGGCCGACCUGCUCUACCUGUCCACCAUCCCCUUUGUGGUGGUCACCUAUUUUGCCCACGACUGGCUCUUCGGGGACGCCGGCUGCCGGGUGCUGCUCAGUCUGGACCUGCUCACCAUGCACGCCAGCGUCUUCAUCCUGGCGGCCAUGAGCUUGGAGCGCUACCGCGCCGUGGCGCGGCCCAUGAGCGCCCGCGACUCGUCGCCGCGCAGCCGCAAGAUGGCGGCGGCCGUCAUCUGGGCCACGGCCUUCGCGCUCACUCUGCCCAUGAUGGUCAUGAUCCGACUCAGGCGGGACAAGCCGUCUCCGGACGGCGCGGUGAAGCGGAUGUGCUUCCCCACGUGGACCCGGGAGGCCUUCAAGGCCUACGUGGGCGUCCUGUUCCUGACCAGCGUUCUGGUCCCGGGUCUGGUCAUGGUGUCGCUGUACGCGGGCCUCGCCAGGCGCUACUGGGCCACGCAGGCCCGGCUGGCGGGACGCGGCCGCUCGGCCCGCCGGCGGGGCCUCAAACAGCGUGUGGCCGUCAUGAUCUUCAGCAUUGUGCUGGCCUACUGGGCCUGUUUCCUGCCCUUCUGGGGCUGGCAGCUGACCCAGCUCUUCUCGCCGGAGUCCCUCAAGGCUCUAUCCCCGGCCACUCACAACUACGUGAACUUUUUUGUCACCUGUCUGACGUACGGCAACAGCUGCGUCAACCCUUUCCUCUACACGCUGCUCACCAGAAACUACAAGGAUUACCUGGCGCACAAAAGCCAGUCCGCAGUGAGCGGCAGCAGGAUCCAGAUGAGCCAAAGCCCGCCCCCUUGGGACUCCCAUUGAAGUCUUGAGGCUCGUGCUGAGAGGAAAAACUCUUCUUACCUCAUCGAGUUCAAUCCCAAGAGUGACAACCAGCAAAAAGAAGUUCCGAAUCUUGCAAAAUGAGUCACUUUUACAUCUAUUUUUUUUGCAAUGUAACAUUAUACUCACAAUUUCUGUGCCGAAAGUCGAAAAAUAUCGCCGAUUAAAUCAGAUUGCUGAAGUCGUGUUUGAGUUUCCCACGUACGUUCUUCUUUGCGGGAAUGUCAUCACGCCGUGCUACAUUCCUCGGCCUCUCCCCACUCUUUGGAG